UGUAGCUGUCUCACUUUGCUAAUCCUCCUUGGGAGUUUUACUUUGGGAAAAGUUGUGAAAAACUCAGUGAAAAUGCUUGCUGCCCGCGCUGCUCUUGCGAGAUUGGCAUCCCGGAACUUGGCAGGAAGAGCUGCUCCGGCUCGCUGCUAUCACGGAAAGAAUCCCCACAGCCCAUCCACGAUGGAUCACCUGCCCACGCCGCAGGGGGACUUCUAUGAGCUCCACGCCAAGCGUCAGGCCAGGUUCAAUAAGACCCUCGCGGUGGGAAUCGUGACUUUCGCCAUAACUUGCACCGUUGCGAAGGAAAGCGGCCUCCUGCACUUCAACUGGAGCCCCCCAGACACCUACGAAUAGAUGGAUUAGCGCCCCGCAGACUAGUUGAUUGAGAGAGAGAGUAUUUGAAAUAAAUUACUGGUGCGCCAGAACUCUCGGCAUAA
This is a messenger RNA of Phlebotomus argentipes, 437 nucleotides long. RefSeq lists its product as uncharacterized. The coding region runs from base 73 to 354 and encodes 93 amino acids. The transcript has 2 exons. The record is from RefSeq and is a predicted model, not a curated record. Lineage: Eukaryota; Metazoa; Arthropoda; Insecta; Diptera; Psychodidae.